Messenger RNA from Acaulospora morrowiae, 162 nucleotides. NCBI's taxonomy places the organism in Eukaryota, Fungi, Glomeromycota, Glomeromycetes, Diversisporales, Acaulosporaceae. The record is from the annotation of a GenBank genome assembly.
AAAAGGCUUGAGGAUUCAUGUUUCCGGGAAAAUAUAAUUUUUCCCGGUCUACUAGACAUAGUGUUUUCAUUUAGAAGAUCAUGUGGAAUCUUUAAAUGUGAUGGAUCACUCGGACCAAGCAUACUAAAGCCCGACCCUACCCAACCGUGGAGAAAAGGUUGA